AUGGUUCAUCCCAAGCGGACUCGCAGGAACUUUUCUCUUUCUCUCAGUCUCUCUUCGUCCUCCAAGCAGGCAGGCCCUUGUCAUGACAAGAAAGGUCGUUUAUCAAAAGAUAAUGAGGCCAGUCUAAUCUCGUCUCCGCCAACCCGUACUCGUCCGCCGUCUGGUUCAGUAUCUUCUUACUCAUCUCAUACGCCACUCCUUGCUAUUCCUACUUGCGUUGCACCCUCCGAGCCCGCUGUACCCCCAACUACUAACGCGUUUGCGCCAUCUGACAAGAUGAAGUUUAUGCGGAAGGUCAGAAAGCUCAGUCGUGUGCUCGGGGAGGUACCCGUCGCGGUCGGCAUCGACGAGUCCUUCUCGGAAAGCGACACCCAUAUCGAAACCAUAUCGGAGGACCCAGUCUCGUCAAAGUCCAAUUCGCCGCUGCCUUCGCCGACGAAGUUAGGCUUUCCCUCACGGCAGAGUCUGAAACGUAGCGCGACGCUUGGCCAUCUACCAACACUCGACACACCCGGCACCCUAACAGUGCGUGCCACUUCUGUGCAGCGUAUUCGUUCAAUGGCAUCGAUGCGACCUUCUCUCGCAAUUCCCACCGCCGUUUCGCAUCCCAAGCAUUCCCCUCUGUCCCCAAUUGUGUUCUCUUUGCCUGACGGUUCACAUUCCGAGUCUAGCAGUCCAUUGUACUCCGAAUCGCUUGCGCCUUCUGUGGUCCUUGACAUCGAGAUUGAAACACCAAUCGUUGAUAUUCCCACUGCCGCACACGUACGUGACAGUUCGCCUCGGCCGUGCAAGAGCAGGCGCAAUUCGACAGCAUCGUCCGUUCUCGUGCCUGGCUCUGAGCAACUACAACCGACUCGCGCGGCGAAGCUUACGCGGCACCUCGGCGAUUCUGUGCCCCCAGACGUCCUGCUCCGCGCCGCGUCUCCAGCGCCACGUCCCCCGUCCCCCUCCUCCGCGACACCAACUCCGCCAGUUUCAGCUCUGCCGACGGUCAGUCCGAUCUUAGACAGCAACGCGCUUCCAUGCCGCACCACGUCAUUACGUCGCGGUAAGGGCAGCGGCCGGACAGAUGCCAAGCGACGACUCAGUCUCGAUUUGCGCGCGUUUGCCGAUAUGGUCGUGCCCGCACCGCUCAGGAGUCCGGGAUCACCUGGCAAUAACUCGGAGUCGUCCAGGCCAGGGCGCGCGACGUUGAAGAAGACGCGUUCUGCUUGGCUUGCUGCCAACGUGGUGCAAGAGGAAAGUGAACUAGAUGCGCAGGCCGGCGAUGCCAGGAAUUCGGAUGAGUUGGGGCUUGGUGAGCCAAUGAGUGACAAGCAACGGGCGAUGGCUGUCAAAAGGACACGGAAGAUGGUGCAGCUAUUUGGCGACACUCCUCCUGCGACACUUUACCAAAUCACAAAUACGCAGGCGACGGCGUCUGCAGAUGACAUUGCCUCCGUGGUUAUCAGCAUGACGUCGAGGAGUCGCGAUUCGCGUACCACCUUCGUGAGCGACACCAUGUCCGUGGCGCAGGCGCAUGUGCGCGACUCGAUGUCCACAGCUUCAGAGCCUAUGUCACCUGUUCCUAGUCAUAGGCCAGAUGCGCUAACUCUGCAUGAUGCUAUUGUGCUGCCGCCAGGACCAACCACAGCGGAACGAGAGUCUCCUUCGCAGUCUCUCCCACCGUCAACGGACCCGGGAGCCAGCGUCCAAUCGCUCUCUCUCUCCACCAUCUCCUCCGACCCUCCCGCACAAUCUGUCAACUCUCACACUCCUCUCACCGCUCCAGCACGCCAGUUUCAGCCUCAAUCACCAGCAACUCCACCACCCUUCUCCAACCUGUUCGUCUGGGCCCCUCCACAGCUGCCAGUUCCAACACCCGAGGAACGGCCUCCCAGCCCCUCCCAUGAACCUUCCCCCGACUUCCGCACCCGCCGGCUGCGCGCCGCGAAGCUCUCGCGUUUCUUCGGCGUCGCGCCCAAGGAUCUCGCGGAAGCCCUCCCAGCGAUGCCCUCAUACGGCAUGGGCGAGGGCUCCCACGCGAGGAGGCCACAAACUCCCGCAUAUCCAGCGGAGAUCGACUUGGCGACCGCAAUGCUCCCGCCAUAUCACAUACCCGAACGCACCCAUCCCGAGGUGGCCCACGCGCGCAAGCUCUCGACGACCGUCGAGGUUGCCGCAGAGGUGCCGAAGGGUCCGUUCCGGAUCGGGCGCCCGGGGCAGAACGUCGUGAAGGAGAUGGACAUGCGGGACGUUAUCCAGCAGCUGCGCAAGAUGAAGUGA
Molecule: messenger RNA, 2265 nt
Organism: Sparassis crispa
Lineage: Eukaryota; Fungi; Basidiomycota; Agaricomycetes; Polyporales; Sparassidaceae
Exons: 2
Coding region: 1-2265 (754 amino acids)
Source: RefSeq, a predicted model, not a curated record